Dreissena polymorpha is the source of this 2229-nucleotide messenger RNA. RefSeq lists its product as uncharacterized. Gene Ontology annotation, biological process: proteolysis. The record is from RefSeq and is a predicted model, not a curated record. Lineage: Eukaryota; Metazoa; Mollusca; Bivalvia; Myida; Dreissenidae. Gene Ontology annotation, molecular function: metalloendopeptidase activity; zinc ion binding.
AUGCCGGGACAAUCACCCAAAUCGGGGUCCCGUCGAGAUCUGGUCAUCACCGUCAGUGCUCAGGUAAUAACCACCAGCGCUCAGGUCAUCACCGCAAGCGCUCAGAUCAUCACCGCCAGCGUUCAGGUCAUCACCGUCAGCGUUCUGGUCAUCACCGUCAGCGUUCAGGUCAUCACCGCUAGCGUUCAGGUCAUCACCGCAAGCGUUCAGGUCAUCGCCGCCAGCGUUCAGGUCAUCACCGCCACCGUUCAGGUCAUCAUCGUCAGCGCUCAGGUCAUCACCAUGAUUGUCACGUGUCGCCUAGCAACGGCGCAGGUGCUCCUGGAGGAGUUGCAGCAGCUUAAGAUAGACCCGCUGGACCUGAACGGCACGGAGCCCUACACCGAACUAACCAUAGACGAGAUCAUCUCCCGGGCCAGAGGAGGCAACGACAUGGCCCAGAACCUGACGCUCACCGAUGACGGCAAAGUGCUGGCCGAGCUUGACAUGCGCCUCACACACGAGCAGUUCUAUAACCUGUACGAUAGGCAGGCCGGAAAAGAUGAGUACAUGAUUCGCACCGCCAUGAGAUGGGAGAAGUACACGUGUCUCCGUUUCCGGCCCGCAAUCAGGAGCGACCGGAAUGUCGUGCGCUUUCAGAACGGCUUUGGUUGCGAUUCUCAACUGGGUAUGGUGGGAGGUGAGCAGCCACUGAAUUUGGAUGCGAACGGCGGCUGCAGAUAUAAAGGAUUGUACCUGCACGAGAUAGGGCACGCCAUUGGUCUCGUGCACGAGCAUCAGCUUCCCAACAGGGACCAAUACAUCGAGAUCCUCUACCAGAACGUGAUACCGGACAAGCGCUUCAAUUUCGAUAAAUAUUCCGCACAGGAUUUGGACCAGAUGACAGUGGAUUAUGAAUAUUCAUCUGUGAUGCAUUAUGGGAUACGUGCUUUUUCAUGGAAUGGAGCGCAAACUAUUAAAGCUCUGCACCCCGAUAAGGAAAGCUCCAUUGGUGAAGUGUUCCGAAAAGAACUAUCUUUUACUGACGUCAAGGUAGUUAGCCUCAUGUAUCAAUGCGCAAAGCAAUGUGACAGCUCCAUCAUCUGUAACAACGGUGGCUACGUGGACCAGAAUUGCAAGUGCAUCUGUCCAGACGGCUCCGACUCUUGCUCCAAGGCCACACCAGACGACGAAGAUGGCGAGUGCUUCAACGCCCACGACAGUUGGAAAUGUGCCGUGUUGGCGAACAAGGGUGAGUGCCAGAGGAACCCCCGGUUCAUGCUGGAGAGCUGUAAGAAGGCGUUGAACUGCGAAAACAUGCACUCAAACGCAGAGGAGUGUGAGAGAAGGGCGGCGGAAGGGGAGUGUCAGAUAAACCGAGUCUGGAUGACCGCGAACUGCCGGAAGUCUUGUCACAUGUGCGGCGACAGCGUCGUCGUCAUCACAACCACACCCGAACCUGAACCCAUAAACUGCGAAAACAUGCACACAAACGCUGAGGAGUGUGAGAGAUGGGCGGCGAGAGGGGAGUGCCAGGUAAACCGAGUCUGGAUGACCGCGAACUGCCGGCAGUCUUGUCACAUGUGUGGCGACAGCGUCGUCGUCAUCACAACCACACCCGAACCUGAACCCGUGAACUGCGAAAACAUGCACACAAAUGCUGAGGAGUGUGAGAGAUGGGCGGCGAGAGGGGAGUGCCAGGUAAACCGAGUCUGGAUGACCGCGAACUGCCGGCAGUCUUGUCACAUGUGCGGCGACAGCGUCGUCGUCAUCACAACCACACCCGAAUCUGAACUCGUGAACUGCGAAAACAUGCACACAAAUGCUGAGGAGUGUGAGAGAUGGGCGGCGAGAGGGGAGUGCCAGGUAAACCGAGUCUGGAUGACCGCGAAUUGCCGGCAGUCUUGUCACAUGUGCGGCGACAGCGUCGUCGUCAUCACAACCACACCCGAACCUGAACCCGUGAACUGCGAAAACAUGCACACAAAUGCUGAGGAGUGUGAGAGAUGGGCGGCGAGAGGGGAGUGCCAGGUAAACCGAGUCUGGAUGACCGCGAACUGCCGGCAGUCUUGUCACAUGUGCGGCGACAGCGUCGUCGUCAUCACAACCACACCCGAACCUGAACCCGACGGCGAGUGUGAAAACAUCCUCAACACUCGUGAGUGCGACUGGUGGGCGAGCACCAACGAGUGCUUGCGGAAUCCUGAUUGGAUGAUCCUUAACUGCCGGAAGUCCUGUAAGAAGUGCUAG